Amphibalanus amphitrite is the source of this 1049-nucleotide messenger RNA. RefSeq lists its product as uncharacterized. The coding region runs from base 1 to 615 and encodes 204 amino acids. The transcript is spliced from 3 exons. The record is from RefSeq and is a predicted model, not a curated record. NCBI's taxonomy places the organism in Eukaryota, Metazoa, Arthropoda, Thecostraca, Balanomorpha, Balanidae.
AUGGUCUCGGAGUCUGCUGAUCUGGGCCAGGAGGAGGGCUGGUCGCCACUCGACCUGAACCGCGCACAGCGGGCCCACGACUCUGAGGAACAGACCCUGGGUCGCAGUCUGGACGUCAUCGAGCCCUCUGAGCUCUCUGCAGAGGGCUCCGGUUACUCCGAGGGCUCCGGUUCCUCUGAGGACGCCGAGGACAGUGCCGCCUCCGCCGAGGACGGUAAGACCUCUAACUCGUACCUCUCGCCCCUCUACGCCCCGGCUCCGGGCGGCUACGGCUCCGGCUCCGGCUACGGCUACGGGUACGGUCCAUCCAUCUACAUCCUGCCGAUCGUGCUGCCGCCGCCGGGAGGUCACGGCGGUCACCCGGUGGGCCGGCACGUGGUGACCGAGACGGGGCACCACGAGAGCCACCACUUCAGCGGCGACUACCGGCCCGUGUACGCCGGGUCGUAUGGAGUUCCCCCGAUCUACAUUCCCAAGGAGUACGGUGUGUACCACGGCGGACACGGAGCACACCCCGUGGGACACCCUGUAGGACACCCUGUAGGACACACCACGGUCCACCACGAGGACAAAACCAUCAUUCGGGACAUCAAGCCGCCAGUCUUCAAGGCCUGAGUGGACACCUUGUCUUCCCGACCCGCCAGUCUUCAAAUCCUGAGGGAACGUGGAGUCUACCGUCUUCUGUCAGUAGAACCUACCAGCUAACAUCUACCAGAAAUGACGAGAGUAUAAAACCAAAGACGGGUAGGUAUAAUGCGGAGAGAAGCUAGCGAGAAAUGGAAACUAGGCAAUAACCAAACCCGUGAAAUGAAUGCUACUGCAUGCAGAAAGCGUUACGGUAGUCGUCUGAACUAUUGUUAGAAGAUAGUCACCUCAUAAGGAUUGCGUCAUGACGCUUUUGUUGUUGUGAAUGUUGGCAGUCGCUACCGUUCCGUUUUCUUGCGUUGGCUGAAGUCGCAAUGCAGAACGUCUUUCAUGGUAUCUGUCUUUCAUGUCUUGUGUUGUGUUGUGUUGGUGUAGCGAAACGUGAGAAUUACAGCUUCUGAGCU